GGCAGCUCCAGCUAGAAGCCCCGGGUGACGGCUGUUGCUGAAGUCACUCCAGUGCCUGCUGCCUGCCUGUCAGCUGGAGCUCUGCUGUGCCUCCUCCGCCGCUGUCAGUCUCGGCACUGCCCAGCCCACCUCUGUCAGAACAUGCACAAGGAAUUUAGGACAGAUGAUUUUUGCUUCUUUGCCCUAUGUCGCAUUUUUAAGCUGUUGCAACUGAAAUGUUUCUUCCACUUUCAUUUUGAGGUCGUCCUUUGAAUAUUAAUCUACAGUUACCUCAGUAUUUCAGAGUUUGUUCAUAGUUUGGGUAAAUGAUGGCUCAGCUCCAGCAAGGAGGUACAGAUGAAAAAGAGAAGACCACUGCAUUAAAGGAUUUAUUGUCUAGAAUAGACUUGGAUGAACUAAUGAAAAAAGAUGAGCCACCACUUGAAUUUCCUGAUACUUUAGAAGGAUUUGAGUACAUUUUUAAUGAAAAAGGGCAAUUAAGACACAUUAAAACUGGGGAGCCGUUUGUUUUUAAUUAUCGUGAAGAUUUGCAUAGAUGGAAUCAAAAGCGCUAUGAAGCCCUCGGAGAGAUCAUUACUAAAUACGUUUAUGAACUACUGCAGAACGAAUGCCACUUGAAGAAAGUAACUCUUCCAGUUGAUGCAAUUGAGACUGAACCAAAGAGCUUUAUCUUUAUGAGUGAAGAUGCAUUACUAAAUCCUGACAAGCUGUUGGUCCUAAUUCAUGGUAAUGGCGUUGUCAGAGCUGGUCAGUGGGCUAGGAGACUUAUAAUUAAUGAAGAUCUGGACAGUGGGACACAGAUACCAUACAUAAAGAGAGCUAUUGAGGAAGGCUAUGGAGUAAUAGUUCUGAAUCCCAAUGAGAACUAUAUUGAAGUUGAGAAGACAAAAGCCCAAGUACCGCUGUCUUCUGAUAUCUCAGAUGAACCUGCAGAAAAGAGAGAAAGAAAAGAUAAAAUCCAGAAGGAAACAAAGAAGCGACGUGACUUCUAUGAAAAGUAUCGAAAUCCACAAAAAGAAAAAGAAACUAUGCAGAUCUAUAUUAGAGAUAAUGGCUCUCCUGAAGAACAUGCGAUUUAUGUUUGGGACCAUUUUAUUUCCCAGUCAGCUGCAGAGAAUGUAUUUUUUGUUGCUCACAGUUAUGGUGGACUUGCCUUUGUAGAGUUGAUGAUUCAACGAGAGGCAGAAGUAAAGAACAGGGUAACUGCUGUGGCGUUGACAGACUCAGUUCACAAUGUGUGGCAUCAAGAAGCUGGGAAAACUAUUAGAGAGUGGAUGCGAGAGAACUGCUGUAACUGGGUGUCCAGCUCCGAGCCCCUGGACACAUCGGUGGAGUCCAUGCUGCCAGACUGUCCCCGUGUCUCUGCAGUUGUUCUUGUCAGCUGCCCCAGAGCUCAGCAGCAGGACAGCUCUGACCCUUCCGAGGCUCCCUCCAGACCAGCUGCAGCAGCUGGGUGUCUUCUGUACAGAACGCCAUGAACUAACUUCUUGGAAGAGUUUUCCAUCUAUUUUCAAAUUCUUCAGUGAGGCUGUAAAGGCGAAGAACAGCUUGGUGAAACCAACCCCAACAAGGCGCUCCAACAGGAUAAAAUAUGAAGAAUUCUAAAAGGAGGGGAGGAAAAAAAUCCACCACCACCAAUGUCUUUGCUGCUUGUUUUCUGCAAGGAGUCUCCCAGCCCCUCAUUAGAUUGUUUUCUUCCUAGAGCACAGGGUCGUGAUAUAUACAUCUAAAUAGCGUUUUGCAUUAUUUCUAGAUGAGUGCAACUGUCAAAGCAAUAUGGGUUCACUGGUUGUGCUUCCUGUGGGCUGUAACUUGGAUUUUGUGCUGCCCAUCAGUGUGCAGAUUAAGGCUGACAGCGGUACUGCACAGUGCAGCAUGGUGCAGCUCUAAUUGCCCUGACAUGGCCCUGCACCAAGCUGAUGCCAGAAUUUAACAGCUUCUUGGCAGUCCUGUUGCCUGCAGGAUAUUUUGCAGCUUCCUUCUAUUUUGAGACAGAACAAAAUACAAAUUACUCUUUUCUAAAAGAUGGACCUUACUCAAACAUGUUAACCAGCCUAUGAUUUUACACCUAGUAGCCUUCUCUUUCUCUGGGACCAAGUGGAAUUGACUUCUAACUCUCUCAUUUUUCUGCUGGCAAGAGUGUCCAAGAAGUUUGGCCCAGAAUUCUAGAAGGGCUCUGUUGUUGAAGAGUUUUUCUCUUGCUAGAUCAACAGCAUUAUCUGUAGAUCUUCUCUUCCUUUGGAAAGCUCUACUUUAAAAAAUGUGUAUUCAUUAACAGGCUGGAUCACACUGUGAAAUAUGACAGGAAAAAUAAAAAAAAGACACACUGCAUAUUCUUUUUGUUUAUUGUUAAACACAAAAAUGCUUCCAUUUUCAUAUGCUGAGUUUGUAAUGACUUGCCAUCCCAUGAUUAUUCCCUUUUCCCUAAACUCACAGGUUCCUCCUCACUUUUCCAGUCUCUCUGAUAAAGGUUGGCCAACAGGGCUCUCUGUGUGGGGAUUUCACACUGUCAUGGUUUGACACUGCCGCAAUGCCAGUGCCCCCAUGAGAAUACCCUCUCCCUGGUGUCUGCUGUGAGAUGUGACCAGGAAUAAGCAAAGCAGGCUCCUACUUAGAAAUAAAGAAAACUUUAUUAACUAAACUACAAGAAAAUAACUAAACUACAAGGAAAGAAAAAAAACACACAAGGAAAAUGAAAACUUCACAAAAGCAUUUUCCUCCUCCCCCCACCAAAUUCCAAUAUAAUACAUCUCCCAAAUCACCAACUCUUGGUCCGGCACCACCCUUUAGAAUACUCAAUCCUCAGUUCAUCAAGAUGAGAAGGAGUCUUUCUUUGUGCCAUGGACUUCUUGUCACACGUAGCACUGCCUGGAGAUCCUUUGCCAUCGUCACGUCUUCCUUCCAUGCCAAGUGCUCUCACCACUGCACAUGGACCAGGGCUGCUUCUAGGGUUCCUUUUAAAGAUGCCUUGUCUCCUUCCAAAAAGGCACAGUCUCAGCUUUGGGACAUCUGUCCCCCCCAUGUUUUUUUCACCCCCUGGAUUCUGAGGCAUUGACCCCCCGGAGGCAGUCUCUGUAUCACAAGGAAACAGUCCAUGGCUAUACAAAAAAUAAGAGUCCAGCAAAAAAUGCCCCUCCAUCUUCUCCAUUCUUCCAGCAUCUCUCUUUCUGCCCAGACCUUCAUCACUCUUCUAGGAAGGGUUAAUGUUCUGUAAAGUUUUCAUUGUCCACAAAGGGGUUAAAAGCUCCCACAAGCAGCUGGACAUCGCUGGACAUUGCUGCCUCCUCUGCCUCCUUCCCCCGCCUUUUCUCCUUCUCAGCUGUGCUGCCUGCUGCCGCACUUGUUUAUCAAGUUUCAAGGUAACUCUCAGGCAUGGCUCUGUUUCUCUUUCUGUCUCUGUCUCCCAGAAGUGGGAGGGGGGAAUACUUCUCAGUAGUUCUUCGAUGCUUCCACCCUUGGGCCCCUCAAGGUCAGGCCCACCUCUCCCAGGCCGCAUGGCUCUCCCCUCCGCUCAGCAGCUGGGCCAGGGGAGGAGUUGAACUCUCUCCCACCAGAAAUCCCAAAGAGAACCUUCCAGGGGGGAGCCCUGCUUUUAACCCUGUGAUCUCAGAGGCGGAUCCAAAUGUCCCAAUGGCCACAUCAGGUGCCAAUACUAAAAUCUGAGCACCCAUUGGUUUCACUACAGCAUCCCAGAAAUCCCAUUUCCGGUCAAACCACCACACACACCAUGCAUAGGGGGGUAUGUGGUUGUAGCCAUAACUGUGGUGUUAGGCAGGUUUUCUGCACUAAAACUAAGGGAAAAGAUGUGCUUGAUGGCACGCCCAGUGAACAAGCACUAAUUAAGCUCCUUUGGUGUUGAUAAUACUGAAUUAAAGUUGUCCUUUCUUUAAUGGCCAUGCCCACCUGGCCUCUGAUGCUGUUAGUGACAAGGAGGUGCCACUUAGACAUGACUUUUGGACCCAGUCCCACCCUCUCCUACGCAGUGUGUCCAAUCAGUCCUACAGCUGGGGGCCAGAAGUGGUGGUGGGGAGCAUUAAAACAAGACAAUGUCAAAGCAGGGGUACCCUUCUAUGCCACGGAGCAAAAGCAGAAGCGCUCAUAGUGACGUGUAAAGGGAAACCCAGCUGGGUUUGGGCCUAAAUCCUCCCGGUGGGGGGCUCUCAGCACCAAGAGUGCUUACAUCCAUCCCUACCUGCUCAUACUGGCAGCAGGGCUUCACUUCCCCAGCUGCUGCUUCCUGUCACCUUGCUAUGUUUAAGCUCUGCCCUUGGGGAAGAGCAAACUCCUGGAAGGGCCACUACCUAUGUGGAGGGAAGUGCAGUAUCUGUCCCUGGAGGAUUUUCUGCCUGGAUGGAGGCCUGCUGCUGAAGUGAGAGUACUGUGCCCAUAUUCCUGUGGCGUCCAGUCUCUGCACUCACUCCCAGUCAGAGGAUGCUGCUGCCUGUGGCCAGCCUGACCCUCUCCGUGGGGGUCUAGAACCCUCCCUCCCCAGGUCCGUGUCUACCCCAGCCCCCUGGACCCUGUGUGUUCAGGGACAAGGCAAGCAUUUACAUGGUGUGGUUUGGCUGUCCAUGCUUCAUCCCGCAGCCAGGGAAGACGCAUAGGCCAGGGAAGUUUGCACAUGCACACACCAGACCUGCCACUCUCCAUCUCUGUGGAAGUGAGAUGGACUCUCUAGGGUGCCCAAAUAUUGGAGGAGCAGAUCUAUUUUUUUAACUGUUGAUGAGAAACAAACUACAUUUUUACUGUAAUGCUUAUCAUUUUCUAAAAAAUUUUUCUUUACUGUGCCCUGGGCCCAGCUCACAUUAUCACUCCUGUGGGGGGGCUGUAGAGCAGAGGGGAUCCUCACCACUGGUACUGCUCUGCUUGCAAUGAACAAAAAAUAAAUAUGCUCUCUUCUCUCCUU
Messenger RNA from Melospiza melodia melodia, 4906 nucleotides. It is a transcript of the gene ARB2A, whose product is annotated as ARB2 cotranscriptional regulator A. Gene Ontology annotation, molecular function: siRNA binding. Gene Ontology annotation, biological process: regulatory ncRNA-mediated heterochromatin formation. The transcript is spliced from 13 exons. Gene Ontology annotation, cellular component: nucleus. Lineage: Eukaryota; Metazoa; Chordata; Aves; Passeriformes; Passerellidae. Bases 306 to 1478 code for a protein of 390 amino acids. The record is from RefSeq and is a predicted model, not a curated record.